AUGGUGCCAAAAGCAAAGAAGGAAGCUCCUUCCCUUACCAAAGCUGAAGCCAAAGCAAUGACUUUAAAAGCUAACAAGAAAGUGCCGAAAGGCCUCCAGAGCCACAAAAAGAAAAAGCGAACUUCACCCACCUUCCAGUGUCCUAAGACCCUGCGGCUCCGGAGACAGCACAAAUAUCCUCGAAAGAGUGCAUCCAGGGGAAACAAGCUUGACCACCACGCUAUCAUCAAAUUCCCACUGACCACUGAAUCAGCCAUGAAUAAAAUAGAGGAUAACAUGGUUGUGUUCAUUGUGGAUGUCAGGGCCAACAAGCACCAGAACAAACAGCCUGUGAAGAAACUCCAUUGCACUGAUUCAGCCAAAGUUAAUAGCCUGAUAAGGCCUGACCGAGAGGAGGCAUAUGUUCUAUUGGCUCCUGAUUCUGAUGCUCUAGAUGUUGUCAUCAAGAUUGGGACCAUAUCCUUCAGUCUCUUCUCCAGUUCCUCCAUCAGGUAG
Molecule: messenger RNA, 495 nt
Organism: Apodemus sylvaticus (European woodmouse)
Lineage: Eukaryota; Metazoa; Chordata; Mammalia; Rodentia; Muridae
Product: 60S ribosomal protein L23a-like
Exons: 1
Coding region: 1-495 (164 amino acids)
Biological process (GO): translation; ribosomal large subunit assembly
Cellular component (GO): ribosome; cytosolic large ribosomal subunit
Molecular function (GO): structural constituent of ribosome
Source: RefSeq, a predicted model, not a curated record